CGUUCUCCGUGGAAUCAACUGAAGAUCGUUUCUUUAUUUCAAAAUCCCUCGUGAGUUUGACGCGUUUUUUCACAGUCGUUUGCGGAUUAUUUAGUUGAGGUGUGGUGAAAAUCAUUUCGAUUUUUGGAACAGACAAGCUGGCACCCGUGUCGGGGAAUUGCGAAACUGGAGAUCGUUGAAAUGGACAGUGGCCUGGAAGAUUGAACUAUAUUGUUACAUCAAAAUUUUGCCGUUGUUAAAUUAAAAAAUGAGCCAUACGCCGUUGUGCUCGAAAGAUUGUAAUAUCAAACACCACGAUGUUGUUACUUCGCUUCAAGCUGUCGCCCCCAGAUUUAACUCGUGUGGCUCGAAUGACUCUUUUCCCGGCCCUGUUCGGGCCACGCGUGGAAACAACAAGGAGGACUUCAAAAAACAUGUCCAAAAGCUUGUUUCUGAAGGAUGGUCCAAAGAUAAGGAAGUUCCUGAACCAUUUCAACUUUUAAAGCUUCCUCUUCUGCACUUAGCGAGUAUGUUUGGAAAGCACGAGGUUGUGGAAUGGUUAUUGAAUGAAGAAGGUUACGAUGCAAAACUUCAAACGUCUAUUUCAGGCGAAACGGCUUUGCAUCUUGUUGCUCGCCACCUUUACACGGCAUUGUCUCCAUCUGGAUCUCGCCUUGAAAACAUGAGCAUCACUGCCAAAGUGGCUAAUUUUGAGAGAGUUGUUUCCCUCUUGAUCGAGAAAGAAGUAAGCCUUUUCUGGGCCAAGGAUGAAGUGAACCGUGAAACCCCUUUUCACAUUUUAGCCAAGCAACUACUGCAAGCUUCCUCAGGCUUUGUCGACGGGGAACUGGAAAAGGAGGAUCUAUGUUUGUCAUUUUUUUCAAACAGUCUUGAUGUGACCCUGAAACUUAUGCUGGCCGAGGAGAAAACAAGGCUAAACAGAAGAGAUGUAAAACACGCUCUAAGCAUAAAAAACUCUGAGGGUAAUACUGCUUUGCAUUACCUGGCUCAGGCAUUUAGGCAUGGGUUUCUGGUGCUUAGAUUCUUGGUCAAGUCCUUAGGUAACAAUGACCUGCUGAAAAUCAAAAAUUCAAGCGGGCUUUCAGCGAUUGAUAUUGUUAAUCAAGUUUACCCUGGCCAUGAAAAAGACUUGCUUAUUGAUGAGGAAGGUAGGUGUACUGCUCCUAAUUCCUAGAUUUACAGUAUUAAUAUUUCUAUUUCAAACGGAUCAUAAAACUAUGCUGAAGUUGCUGAAAGCUUGUUGAAGGCAAACAAGUUGAGUGGGGUGUGAAAGAAAACACCCCAUCUCAUAGCAAUCGGAGGCAGGCAAAGUUAGGUAAGUGCAUGGUGUUGUGAUUUGCAAAAACCUUGACGCAAAAGAAAAACCAAAAAUCCCAUCAUCUUGUAGUUUCCUGGUGGUAAAGGACAUUUCUCCCUUGUACUAUGGCACAUACAUGUACCGUCUAGAGGCCAGUAUUCAAGGGCAGAUUUAGGGGUGGGCCCUGCCCCCCCCCCUCCCCUUUUUUGUGGUUUAUUAAAUAUUUCAGUGCUACAUGUUCAAUAUGGAAUCCAGGCAUUUGCUAAAUUUAAGCAUCCAGAAAGCACUAGAUUGCACCUCAGAAAACUUCAAUUGCAAAAGUUUUCCCGGAGGAACAUGUGCCCGAAACUCCCUAGAAAAGGGCGCCGGUCGCAGUGCUGAUGGGCGCUAUCAUGCCCAUAUUGCCACCGUAUCUCUAGGCCCCCAUCUAUCACAAAAUCCCCUAUCUGCCCCUGGUACUGAACUUACAUCCACAACAGGAACAAACACGACUGACGUACAUGCAAUAUUAUAGGCAACCGCUGACCAAAGUAUCUACCAGCAGUUGUAUCGAGUGAAUUAUUGAUUUAAAGGAUUGAUAGAUUAAUGGUGCUUCUGUAAAUGUGGGUCUCAGAGAACCGAACAGCUACAACAUUGCAAAGAGUUUACAAAUUAAAACAAUAACCACGGAUUAAAAUUUAAUAAAUAAGAGUGAUAAGAUAGAACUAGAUCGAUAAGAGCAAUGUUGAUUGCAUAACUAAAAAGGAGUAGAAAUUGUUGUUGUGUGUUGGGGUUGUGGUUGGUGAUAGUGCAGGUUCCUAAUAGGCUCUUUCAGAAUCUGGCAUUUACUUGGCUAGGGUUCUGGAUUUCAGAUUAAAGGAAAGCAAGAUUCAGGAUUGCAAUAUGAAUAAUUAUGAACAGGACUGUGUGAUUUUAUGGUUUAACGUUAGUUUGGUCCAGACUAUGAGAUUAAAGAACACUGUUAGUCGAGCUAUUGAAGCACCCGUUUCUGGACUGUCUUGAAGCUGAAUGGAUUCUGGAAUUUGUUUACUUGUCAAAGUCUGUUUACACUGGAGGUCAAGCUCGGUCUGUACAAGACUGUUUUCUCCCCAUAAAAAGAGGUUGUUAUGAUGGUAUCAUGGACAGUCUGCUAUAUUUUCAUCUUGUUUAUGUUUCUCUCUCUGUUUUAGUGAAGAAAAGAGCUUAUAAAGUUGUCAGCAAAAGUUAUCAGAACACGGCAGGCAAGCAAAUGAAUCUUUUAGAGGUUCUUCAUACCAGCGGCCCAAAUGUUACAUCAAGUAAUUCAGCGGCAAAGAGUGUAGUUGGUGUUGAAACAGCCACUGCUAAUAGCUCUGUCAACAGAUGUGCAAUACACACAGAGUUGUUCCCAGGUUUGUGCUCUGCUGAUUGCUGUGAAACAAUGGAUGCCGUUGGCACCCUUGUAAAUACCCAUACACCUCUUUGUCCAACUGGCUGUGAUCUGCGCCAUCAUUUGUUAACAAGUGCUGUCUUCAGUUCCUCGGUCAUGUUCCGUGCAUACAGUGACCACUGUGUGCCAGUGACCUUUAAGCUAUGCAUUCAAGCUUGUUUAAAUGCAGGGUGGGAACGUGACAUGAUUGUUCCAGAUCCACUGAGUUGCUUGCAGUACCCAUUGUUGCACUUAAUCUGCUUGAGUGGAAACUGCAUUGCUGCUACCAAAGUCAUCGAGGAAAUGAAGUUCAGUUAUUCUGUGUCUCAUCAAAGUAAAGAGACACCUCUCCAUGUCGCUGCUCGGUAUUUUCCGGUUGCCUAUGCAGAUGGCAAAUUCACAAGUUCCCACAAGAUAAUUGCCAAGUUUCAGGGCAUCCUUGACUUAUUUACUGAUGACAAAAAUGGCAUGUUAUUCAUGGCUGAUGCUAAUGGAGAUACAGUGCUGCACGUAUUGGCUGAUUGCUUAAGUACAACAUCAGCUCUUGUCAGCGGAAGCCGUGGCUUAAGUGGAAGCCAUCGGAAGAUUUUGGUCACACAGAAACGCUGCUAUUUUGAAGCCAUUAAGCUUUUCCUAGAGACAAUUGCUGAUCUCAUAUUGAGAGAAAAAGUUUCCAAGGAGGUGAUUGGAAAAUUUGUCUAUGACAAAAAUAACAACUCUAGAACAUUCUUGGAUCUUCUAGAUGCAUGUCCUGACAAAGUGAUGCUUCAGGUUUUCAGUCUCCAAGCCAGGGAGCUGCUGCCGUUUUGUUUUGAACAGUCUAAAUCACAAAGCCGCAGCUGUCAAAUACAGUCUUUUGAGAUAGAAGGUUUGUUGCUUUCGCAAGUGUUGACUUCAAUGUGAAGUGUGCAAUUGAUCACAGCCAGUUAAUUAAGCUUAUCUUUUUUAAGUGUACAGUACAUGUACACUCAGCACCUCCCCUGACAGGUGUGGGAACUUCCAUAACCUCUGGCCAGAAUAGUUUUUACAUCCCAAAACUCAGCAAGGACAAUCUGUAAAAUAAGAGCUUACUCAACAAUGAGAUAAGGUUGUACUUGCAUUUGGAGAGUGGGAGAGCUCAUAUUUCAACCAUGGUUUGAGUAAAGUGUAUUGCACCUAUCCUUAGAGGAAUGUUAUUCUUUGUAUUGAGCAGUAAGGUUAUAUUGCUCUAAAACAAGAUCUGGCCCUUUAUUUUCCUCCUUUUACUAAUACAUGUAGUUUUUGUAGAACAAAAGGAAGCUCUCUGUUGAGUUGCUCUGAGUAAAUGUGGGAGAAAUAAUAUUUAUUCUUCUUGACAUGUAAUGAGAGUUAUGGCUUUCAAGCCAGCAAUUCAAGAUUUUGUAUCCUUCCUGUUCAGAGCAUCUUCUUUACUGGUCCUUUACAUUACAGCAUUUUGUAAAUCUGAUUGUCCGUGAGAAGUUGCCCAAUGGGCAGGGCUCUAGGCAAGAUAUCUUGAAAUUAAAUUGUUACCUAAGUCUAGCAAGCAAUAGCCCUGGGCAAGCAAAAUAUGAGAGCUGCUUAACAAUAAAAUACAUGAACUUUUGUUGCACAUCAUUUGCCUUUCAUUGUACUGAUCAUUAGUCAUUCAGUCCAUUGUUUGAGACACUUUUGCAAUUGUUUAAAUGAGGGGAAUGUGUUGCUUCUGUUCUUACAAAUUUAUCAAACAAUGUAUAAUCUCCCUACUGUCUCAUGUCUGAGUGAAGAACCUGGCAGGAAAAGAAGUGUGCAAUAUAUCCAUCUAUUAAUAUUAUUAUGUUGUCACCUUUCAGAAGGUGGUUGUCCUGUGCAAGAUCUUGUCUCAUCACCAUCAAGUCUGCCUUCAGCUAUGGAGGUCAGGAACACCAAUACACUGCAAUAUCAGCCUGUUCCACCUCAAGUGAUUCCAGUUGAGUCUCCUCCCCUUACUGGUGUGGUACACAACCCUAUGUCACCUACACGACCACAAGCUCAGGUCCAAAGCAUUCAGUUUUCAGGACAACCUGCAUUGACAGGUAUGUUGUAGACAGAUACAUACACAGAAUAUAUCUAUCACAUGUGUUGUUUGAGUGUGAGGGAGGGGCUAGUGCAGAUUGAAAGUGUAUAUGACAUUUUAAAACUGAUCUUCAGUCCAGAAUAUCCCUAACAUUAGGGACAGGGCAAACUGGUCAUGCGACACUGUUCAACCAAUGAGAAGGCGCAUUUUUGUUUACCAAAACAUCAACCAGGUGCUCAAAAAUUUUUCACAAUGGCGGAGGGAGGCAGACAGAGCAUUGUUAUUUCGUCUUCCUUUUAAGAGAUGCUGAGAGUACUCGUCUAGGUUUCACAUUAUUUCAAAGAAACCAUUUGAUGUAAGAGAAUAAGAGUAUUAUUCAUUGCUAGGAAUCACUGGGGUGUUUGAAUAUUCCAGACUGAUUGCAGAGGUCGUGGCUUCAGUGGCAUGGCUUGCAAGAUUUUUGAUAGAAGCAAACUGGUCCCGAGUAAAAAUAGCCGUAGAGAGUGUAUGAAAAUUUCUUGAAAUCGUACAAAACAGGAAUGGUACCAUGAGAAUCAAAGAUCAAGUCAUCAUAACAAGAAUUAAAAAGUAGUUCACACAUGGAGUUCAUGCAUCUGGUGCUUUCUUUGCUUGUUGUGGUACCUGCAAGGUUAAAAUCCAACCCAGAUUAUCGGUGUUCUAUAAGUAGCGAAAUACAUCUUUUACAGUUGAAAUUUGCCUUCUUUCUUUGAUUUUUUUUAAACUGUGGAUGAACAUUGGAGAAUCCAACAAUAAAUAAAUCUUUUCAGAUUCGGUGAAUUUCAGAAACAAGGCAGUUAGUAUCUACCUUGGAGUUGCACUUAUGAUCUUUAAUUUUAUCCCAACAAAUUCGGCAAAGUGAGGCGAGAUGUUAGACGAGAUGUUGAACUGCUGACCAGCAUUGCUUUGAGGUUAACUUCGCCUAAAUUACAUUUAGUCAUGUAAUAUUAUUUUAACUAGUGCCUUUAGCACAGGUUUCAUUUUUUUAAAAAAAAAAAGUUGAUUAUUUUUUUUUUGUUAUCUAUUUAUUAAUUUUAUUAUCGCUAUUUAGGUUUUUUUAUUUCAAGAGUUUUUAAAGGUCUCAAUUCCCAUCACUUGGAAUCCACAGUGUUCCCCACCCAACCCUCACCCUCCAUUCCCUGGGGAUUUGUUGAACUUUAAGUCAUAUUUUGAGCUGCAAAGCUAUGAAUAUUAUGUCAUAGUUAAACCUCAUUCUGAUCACAAACUUUCUCCAAUUGAUCACUCCUAGAGAACAUUUUGCAAAAUGAAGUUUGGUAUUAAUUUUUUUUUCUGGAAUUUUGUUAUUUGAUGUUCUUGGCUGCAAAGGGUUAAGCUCAAUGCAAACUCAUCGACUCCUCCAUCUUGACAGGUAACCCUUCCCAGCAAAUCUCGGCUGUUGCACCUCCUGCACAGCACAUACCAGUGAUCUUCAUCAAGGACGAGCCCCUUGAUUUGCAGCCUGAUGCCCAAUGCUUUUAUUCUGUCAACAACCAGGUUGUUGGCUUCCCACAGGGACAGAAGAGGUCCAUCUUUCAUCCUGCCUCUACUGUUACAACCAUAGGUCCCAACCGUUUAUCAGUGCAAGCAACUGGAAGAGGUGUUGGUCAGCAAAUGCUCCCACUGGUUCCCCAGUCUUUUAGAGUAACUCCUGUGGAAAUAGUCAAUGCACACCAGACUCCUGUCCCCACCCACUCUACAGGAUCAGGAUCAUUGCAAAAUACACAGUCUGUAGACAGUACUUCGCAGAAUUUAAGAGGGAGUAUUAAUGAUGCCUCCAGAGAUCACUUUCUGCUACAAUCAAUGGAUAGGAAUAGGAUAGAAAACUCAACCAUUGAAGAAUCUCUUCAACUAAAUGCAGACACAAGCACAUCUUAUACCAUAGGUUAGUUUCUCGGACCUGGGUUCUAGCCAAACUGAUUCCUCCCUAUAAUUAUUUAAAUUGUGUGGUUCCAGGUAAUAUCCAUACCCCCUGCCCCACGGAAGUUUAUUAGAAAUUCCAAAGGGGAGGGGAGUGGUUCAAAGGCAGUAAUUUCCAAGGGGUGGGGGGGUCCAUGGGGAAACUACUCUUCCAAAGGGUGAUGAACCAAUUACAAAACAUUCAAUGAAAGCAACGUAUGAUCGAUCUGAAGCACAAAAACAUACUUAUGUACGUUGUUUUGAAACAAAAGUCAGUAUUCCUGGCCAUUGAGAUGAGGUUAACAUCAUUAGCUUUAAAGUUCGAGUUAUCUGAGUUUAAGGUAUUGAGGUUCUACUAUAUGUCUUUUGUUUUAUGUGAUAUAAAGUUCAACCUUUUUUUUGUGAUGUCUGACCAAAAUUUUGUUUUGUCCACCAACAUUGUGUCUUAAUAGGACAUAUGUCCUUUCAAGAGAAAAAUAUUAUUUGCAGCCCUGGAUAGUCAAAGGAGCUUGAAACACAACAUUCGACAGAAUCAAAUCUAAAACUUAAUUUGCUUUGCAAGUUUUGAGAAACAGUAUACUGCUGACAGUAUUUCACCAAAAUCUGACCCUGUCAUGUUUUAUAAGCGUAGAACCAUAGGCAUGUUAAAAAUUAAUACAUCUGUAAGGCUGUGCUCUAAGGAAAAAUUUCAGGGAGCCCUUCGGGCUCCUAAGCAUUUUAGUUAAGGCGCCCAGACCCCAAAGUCGCCCAAAUAAAAAUUUCGGGGAGCUCUUUGGGCUCCCAAGCAUUCCAGCUGGGGUGCCCAGGCCUGUCAAGUUGGUCGCCCGAGUACAUCUGAUGAGGAAGUAUCUUGUAUGCACACAAAUCUUACUGGCCUGGUGAUCACCAAACUCGGUAAUUUUAGCUUUUCGGUUUGACAAAAACACGCAUGUUGUCUUAUGAAACCCGUCAAAGUUUUUGUGCCAUUCAGAUUUAAAACCAGAAACGUGAGCAAUGAUUUGUUUAGGUUUUAAAGAGGAAAAAGUAAAAAAUUUCAGCAGGUUUACAUAAACUUCAUUAAGAUCUUUGGGUCAAACAUAGGAAAACUGUGCUUUUUAUCAGUAAUACUAUACUUGAAAAUAAAUUUUCAAAAGGUGAAUCAAUGCGGCAUGAAAUACAAUGUAAUGGAGUUUUAUACUUGGCAGAUCGAACUCAAGUCCCCGUGAAAAAUUCCGUGAAACAGUGAAACCGCCGUGGCCCCAAGCCUAUUGUUUUAAUAAAAAAUGAGUCCCCUUUAAUUUUCUUUUCGUGGGUACGGUGGUAUCUUGUCUUUUUAUAUUUCGUUAUUUUAUGUAAAGGGAAGAAAACAAUCAUAAGUUAUGUUUAGCCAAGCAGACACACCAGCCAAAAACCGUAAAAACAUUACAUUUGCAUUCUGGUCAAUACAGCAACUUUUAUUGCUGUUUUAUACAAAAAUAAAUUGCUCCGUGUUGCCAGCCGCGCUCUACGUCUGUCAGAAAAGUAUUGACAGUUUCUCCUAAAAACUGUACUUAAUGAACCAUUCUAUCUGAAACAAAAAAUUUUAAAACUACUUUAGAGAUGGUACAAAUCGAAAUCCGUGCUGCUUGUCACGUUCAAAGUGAUGGAUUAUGUUACUUGUGAAAUCAGGUAAAACAACCUUUGAACAUCGACGCACGCCCGUUUCUUUCGUACAACAUUCGUAAAGACAUUUUCUGUAGGGUUUAGUAAACUCUGACUCAACAAGCCAACACUAGUAUGUUAAAUUUUUCUGCCCGAUUAACUGAACACUGCAUCAGAAGCAAGAGUGCACGACCGGGCGACUGGGAACUUUUUUUCAGUUGCCCAAAGCUAAAUGUUAGUCGCCUCAGGCGACCAGGCGCCGUUAGAGCACAGCCUUGCAUCUGGCAAUUUUGUGUAAUGAGGUGAUUUAUAGGGUUCGUAUGGGAACGGAAACAAUUCGAAAAAACUCGCCUCAUCUUAGUCCGUCUUGGGGCGGGGUGUAAAAUUAGUGCCCUGUCGACCUCAAGUGUAUUAGUUAUUAUUACUGUCACGAGUUAUUGAUGUAAAAUAUGUUUGCUUUACCUUUACGUUUUUACCUCUACUGAAGUGGAUGUAAAUAAUUUAAUAUGCACUAUGUCACCAACACUGGGGUAGUGUGUACCACUCAAGUUGUACAAAAAUUAAUUAGUUGUCCUGAAAUCUUGUGGGCCAUGUGAUAUGCGAUGCAUAUUAAUGUCGCAAAGUAACAUGGUACAGACUGUAACUCAGGCGAUCAAAAUUGGUGACUUCAAAACAUUCACAGAUCUUCAGAAGUAAAACUCCAGUGUUGUUGGAUUCAAGACUCUCUGAUCAACAAGAAAGUGCAAUUCAAAUCUUAAAUGUAUUAAAUGCUCUCUUCACUCUUCAGCAACCAACAUAAAUUCUAGUAAUCGGGGCCUUCUUGACCCCAUUAUCUUAACCAUUUUAAUAUAAUGGUGUCUAACAAGGUUUUUUUUAUGUCAUAAAAAUGCAAUGCAAAUUCACACUUAAUGCCAGAUGAUCUCUUUCCUUUCAGAUAAAUGGCACACUCCCAUGUGCAAUUCAAAGUGCAUCAUUGAACACCAUCAUCUUGUCCUAACACUGUGUGGUCACUCAAACAGAACCAACUACAGAAAAAAUAGAUUUCAUCAAUCCCAGUACACCAGAUCCAAUUUUGCCCACUGCAUAAGGAAGAACCUUAUUGAGGGUUUCAACAAGAACGCUGAUGUUUUAGAUGGAUUAGAGAAAUUGCAAUUACCCCUUGUUCACCUUGCUGGCAUUUUUUUUAAGUAUUGUGCCAUAGAAACCUUGUCAUAUUUUGGUUUUGAUUUAAAUGUGCUUUCACAAAAAACUGGUGAUUUUCCCCUGCAUUCAGUUUUGAGACAUAACUAUGAAGGUAUGAAGGUCUACAAGGGUACAACCUUCAUGAACACUACCUAUGGAGAGAAGGUAUUUACAAAGGUGUUGAAUUCUCUCACAAAUGGGCUUAAUGCUGUUGAGGUCCUGUCACAACAAGACCGAAAUGGUGACACACCCUUCCUAGUCGCAGCCAAGUGUGUGAUUGACACAUCUGUUCAUGACACUAUGCAACAGGUCAUUACAGCAUCAGAAAUUCCUGAUUCUACCCAGGAAUGCAGUGGGAGUAAUUCUCAGAUGGGCAAAUCAUUGAACAACUCUUCAGGAGUCUGCAAUGCUAUGAAAGCGAACAAACAACAACACCGAGCUGAUUUUCACAUGGGUUGUAUCGCAGUCAUGAUUCAAAAACUUCACGAGUCCAGUAUAGUAAAUCACAAAGUAGACCUAACUCUUGCAAAGAAAGUUCUGAUGGUAAAGAACAACUGUGGAGAAACAUUUCUACAAGUUUUGUGCAAAGAGCAUCACAUUGCAGCAGCUUGUAUCUCCAAGGUACUGUCCAAAUUUCCACUGGGCAUUUUAAUUGACUGUGCAAAAGAAUGCAUUCCUGAGUCCUGUUGGCCAGAUUGCGUUCGUUCUGAACGACGUUCAGUCAAGCAAAGGGAAAUUGCAAAUCUUGCUUACACAAGUGGAACUGUCAACUCUGCUCUGGAAACCACUCCAACUUCGAAGAGAAAAGGAGGUACAGUACUUCUCAGUUGCUUUUGCAUUUUAGCCAGAGAAAACAGCUGACAUGUUGUGAUGCCACUACUGGUUUUCCAACAAAAUGACAUCUGGGAAACGAGUGCAGAAAGUCAUACUGAUAAUGCAUGUACCCAGAUCUGGGUAUUGCUUCUGAGUGGCUGAAAAUUUGCUUCAGCCAAUAAGAAACACUAACCAUCUGGGUAGUGAUGUAUUAUUAGUACAGAAUUUCUGCAACUAUUUCUCAGAUGUCAUUUUGUGGGGAAACCAGUGGUGGCGUCGCAGCAUGUCAGCUGUUUUCUCAGGUUAAAUUGUAUUCCUGUUUCCUGGAUUUUAACCUUUUUGCUCCCAAGAGUGCCUUAAGUUACAACUUAGAAACACCAGCCUGCAAUACAGCCUGUUUUCAUUACUCUCUGCUGCUGGGGACAUUUUUUCAACAACAACAAUCUUUAUUGUGUUCUUGAUACAAAAGAAGGAGUAAAGUAAUUUAAAGGAAAUAAUUGCAAAAAGAGAGCACAGCCACUCAGAAAUAGCAAAAGCUAAUCGUGCUAAGUGGCUGGGCCAAGAGGGAAAAAAAACAUUUAAAUAGUAAGUAGAUAUUUAAGUUGUAAUAAAUAAACAAAUGCAUACAUGGUAGAGAGCAAUGAGAGGGGGCUGUAUUAACAGACUCAGAAAACACCCUAAACACCACUGAAGAUGUGAGAACACCUUGUCAAUUUGCUGCUGAAAAUGUCUCAUAGUCAAACUAAAAGAUUUCAUCAACAUGCUGGCCUAGCUCAAAUUUUGCAAUUGAUCACAAAAUAAUUGGAUUAACCCAAGCAAUCAAUCAUUGAUUAUCCAAAAACUUGUCAUAGAUUCAUUCAGUGCUUUACUUUGUCACAUAUUUUGACUGAGGAUUUUGUUAUAGAUGCCCAGCCUUCAAAGCCAGAGUCACCAAGGUGGUCUUCAGAUGCAAGAAUGACACAGCCUUCACCAACUACAUCCACAGUAGAUUCUGCAAUGGAUAGUGCUCCAUGGUCCUAUUCUACACCCCUUUCAGCCACACCUUUACACAAGGAAGAACUUGGAUCGGUUAGCCCUCUUGAUGCCAUGCUUUCUCCAGUGUUAGCAAAUCCAUCACAGGCAACACUGCGACCGAACACUAAACGCAAGAUCAUUGACGCGUUAAAAGAGGAUUACUCUGAGAGGUUAGAAUUGGCUGUAAAGGGAAGGAAUGAGGUUGAAGAAGACAUCCUCAAACACAAAAAGAAAACCAGAGAGUUAACAGAAAUAAUGUCAAAGAAGAGGGAGGUCAUGCGAAAGAUGGAGAGAGAGCUCCAAGAAUUGCAGAAAGAAAUAUGGCAUGAGAACCAGGCUGUUCAAGCUUUGGAAAAUAGUUUGGAGCAGUUCACCAAAGAAGAGGAUGAAAUGCAGAAAAACCUGGCUGUUCUACAAGGUGUUGAUCCCGAACCAGCAGCCAAACAAAGCAAAAGCUCUGAUCAAGAGAGUACCCUCUGAAAAGGUGCAUUUUUAUAUAGAUGUUAGAAACUGGGUUGUUUUAUCAUAAUUAUUUUUAAGGACUGUUUGUAUGGAGAUUCCUUGUGCCUAAACCAAUGGAGCUGAAACAAGUUGUAGUCUGAAUAUUGAACAAAUGUUUGGUGUCCCAGUGAUGAACAGUUAUGACAGCUAGAUACUUGGAGGAGCAUUGUAUUCCCAUCUUUGAUAAUAAUAUAAAAACUUAUGCUUAAGGAAUAGAACUUAAAGAUGGCUUAUGCCUUAUGAGUUAGUUCCCUGAUCUGGGGUUCAUAACAGCCAGAGUAUAACUUAAAGGUUGGAACACACUAGGUGACAUGUUGCCGAGACAGAUUUUCACAAAAGUUCUCCAGUACCCCAUAGCAAUUUGUUGCUGCAACUUGUCACUUUGUGUGUUCCGCCCUUAAGUCAGCACUGCCCACUUUCUCUCAGUUUCCUAUAGGUAGAUUUGACUUUAAACUCCAAACCCCCAAAAGCUUUAAACACAUAGUAAUGUGCAUCCCAACCCACCAAUCAUGGAGCACCAUCCGUGAUUCUUAGUAACCUGCUACUUUCCAACUUUCUGAUUGGCUGAUGGUGACUGAAUUUUCUCGGCCAAUCAUAAAGUGCUUUUUAUUACAUUAUUUUGCAAAUGUGUACCAGGCAGAAUCAUCUUAGUUAUAAGUUAGAUCCAGAUUGAUGCCUCCUUGCAUUCCCUUAAUUAAUACGUUGAGGCAGAAUUUGAUAAAAGAUCAAAGCAUUUUCCUUAGGUGAUCAUUUUGUUGAUUCUGAUAACCUUUUCUCUUUUUCUGUGUAUGAAUAUUCUGAGGACAAAAUUGAUGCUGGCCUCUCUUGCGAUGUAUAUGUAAAUAGUUGAUGAAAGAGGGCCCACUUUCAAUUCAUAGUAAAAGAAAAUUCACUUCCAACUUGAUGAACAAGCCCACAGUCAAAAAUCAGUUUAAUUUUCAAAACACUUAUUCAUGGGCCUAGUAACAUUUUCAACCUCCCUCAAUGCUCAAGUGCACAUAUCUCCAGAGUUUAUGGGAGGCUUUAUGUAACAGGCAUAGUUUACACUUACUUCAAAAUUUGUGACCUGCUCCAAAACUGGAUUCCUUGAAUUUUCAAAAGCUUUCUUUAAUUGUAAAGAGCUUAUAACAAAGGUUUUGAGAAAAUACUGUAAAUUUUUAUGUUUAAUGUAUUAUGAUGUCCAUUUCUCAUUUUAUAUAACGAAGAGGCUGCAUUGUUUUGUUUUUAAACCAAGCAAAACACUUUUAGUUAAAACUAUAUACCAUACUCAAAAUUAAUAAUGAUAAUGUAAAGGUAUGUCACAUACCUUUUAUUAGCCACGAGUGAGGUCAUUACAGGGAAAUCUCAGACUGAGGCCUUGUGAGGUCAAUACACCAAGGCCAAGGUCUGAGAUUUUGCUGCAAUGACGAAACAGAUGAGGUUAUCAAGUUAUUUAUUUUAUGGCGGCCUUUUAGGUGCUAUUCUUAAAAAAAGAAUACAGUAGAACCCUGUUAAUACGGUCACCAACAGGCCCAAAACUUUGACCGUAUUAACAACGGUUUUUUACAAGAAGAUGUAUAGCUGUUUUGCUAGGCAGCCAAAAAAAGUGGCCGUAACAAUGAGGUGACUGUAUUACCGAAGUUGCUGUAAGUCGGGGUUUCACUGUACAGUAAAAAAAUCUUGCUGUUGCUGUGGCCCUGUUCAUCGCUUGUGCUAAAGAAGGGUCGGUAUGCCAGUAUUUUUUUUUGUUUCCUCCCUGGGCUCGUAGCUUUUACUCACAACUCAAAAAGCCGAGCCCAGAAAAAUUUUCAUAAUACCCGGCCUUUACAAGAAAACCUUGCCUGCUCAGCAGCCAGUCAGAGUGUGCAUACUAUUGUAGCCAUAUAAUAAAUAAAUAAAUUAUUGAUCAAGGUUAAUUAUAGAGUUUAAUGAAAAUAUAUUACAUCUAUUAAUAGUCAUGUCCGUGUUAUUAGAGACCCUCUUUUACAUACUGCUAUGAAUGGGUGUUUGAGACAUCUUAACUAUGCUCUUACCUGGAAAUUUGUUCUGUGCGGCAAUUUAUCUUUCCUAACUAUCUAGCUUAUUACAGUGUAAUUUUUUUACUGCAGGACCUGCUUUUAUGAAACUGAGAUAGUUGAACCCAGGGUUAAGAUAAAUUUUCACAAAGCUCUCUUGUGCAGUAAAAUCUAACUUGACCUUUAUUAAUAGUGUUGAGUCUUGACUCCAAGAUCCAACUAUGAUAACAAAGUGAUUUUUCCAACCAAUCUGCCGGAACAUAAAAUAAUUAAUGUAGUCAUUACUAGAAAUUGACUCCAAUCCUGGGUUAGUGCUAAUUGGCUGUUCUGGAACUGGGUCUCAGUAAUGUUGUUGAUUAGCUUUUAGUGGCAACUCAAUGAUUUUUUUUAACUACUUUACCUUAUAAGUGAGUCUAAUUCAUUUUUUAUUUUUAUGACUGAAGCACAGUCCUCGAAACAUAAAUGAACUUGUUGCGUAAAAAAAGAAAUGUCUGUCUUAAUAUUAAUUUUGUUCAUCAAUAAAUGUGAAGUUUGAAAGACUGAGACAUUUAUAGCAACAAAAAACCUU
Porites lobata is the source of this 14301-nucleotide messenger RNA. The record is from the annotation of a GenBank genome assembly. Lineage: Eukaryota; Metazoa; Cnidaria; Anthozoa; Scleractinia; Poritidae.